This is a messenger RNA of Alosa alosa (allis shad), 4722 nucleotides long. Its product is annotated as probable G-protein coupled receptor 149. Gene Ontology annotation, molecular function: G protein-coupled receptor activity; neuropeptide binding. Bases 479 to 2722 code for a protein of 747 amino acids. The record is from RefSeq and is a predicted model, not a curated record. The transcript has 4 exons. Gene Ontology annotation, cellular component: neuron projection; membrane. Gene Ontology annotation, biological process: neuropeptide signaling pathway. NCBI's taxonomy places the organism in Eukaryota, Metazoa, Chordata, Actinopteri, Clupeiformes, Clupeidae.
UCUACAACCAGCUCUGAAGAUUGGGACGCACAGCUCAUUCAUGCUUUGGCUUUCGGUAGCGCGAGGAAAGCUGAAGGUUAGCUAUCGUGCACGAGUUGUGAUGAACACAUACAGGACACGUACGCUCUCCUUUCCUUAUUUUUUAGAAUCAAUAUCGCUAUAAUAUUGAUAGCGAACUGGUCGGGACAAAAGAUACUCUAGUGACAUGAAUAUAAACCUAAAGCUCCAUCUUGGACCCCCUGAGGACAAAACGGCAAGCGCAAGUAAUGGGAAGACAUACUAAACAUGUGUCAGGUGCUUUAGUUUCACUGGAUUGCUAUGCUAUUCCACAGACAGGAAUGUAUAGUGAAUUUACGCAGAUGCAUUUGGAAUCAAAAGUAGCACGGUCUUGAACCAAACUUCGUCGACCUGCAACAGACAGAUCAUUUUAUCUUGCAAAGUGGAAUGAGGCAAGACAAGUGGAUAAAGUUUAAUCAACAUGUCCUACACGGACAGCUCACCAUCACCAAACAACAGCAACCUUUUAAUGGAGAGUUAUAAAAAAACGAAUAGCAUGGACCCUGACAAGCAAACUGACAUUGUUCUUUUUGGCCUGUGUUUGUCUAUUGCCAUUGUGACUUGUGUGGGAGGUGUAUACUCUCUCAUAACCUUAUUGAGAAAAAGGUUGAAGACUUCCCUUUGCCUGAUUGUGGCUUCCAUGUCAAUUGACGACCUCGUUAGUCUGGUGCCUCUUUCCUUGUUUAUGUUCUUGCAGUGGAAGAAAGAAGACUAUGGCAAGUCAGGAACCAUAUGCACCUUGUCUGGACUCCUUUACGUUUUUCAGGGGUUGUCUAGCAAUAUGAAGGCAUUUCUUAUUGUUGCCUACACUUUUUACAUUACCAAAAGGUUUGGAGUUUACGAGUCCAGCAGUCGACCACUGAGAAUGUUGUGGGCUAUAGCCAUGGUGUGGAUCAUCAGUCUGAUCAUCAGUAUACUGCCUUUGUGUGGCUGGGGUCGAUUUUCCCCUGCUUCCCUUGGCUGUCUGCCGGACAGCAAUAGUUUCUAUGUUUUGCUGCUUUUUGCUGCGUACUCGCUGUGUGUUUGUGGCUUGGUCUUUUUCUCCUUCCCUCUCAUAUAUCGGCUUCUGUGCUCUACAGAGCAACAGAAGACGUUUUCCCCUAGUUAUUUUGAGAUCGCUGGACCGCUAGUUUCAGAUGGAUCGAGGCCCCUAUGUGAAAUUCCCUCCUUAUCACGGGCUAGCUUGGAGAAAAGUUUUAGUGUAUACAAUGAAUUUAGUACAGACCCAGUGUAUUUGCAAAGCAACAUGGUCACACGUUCCAGCUCCACCACUACGGACCGUUUGCGCAUGGAUAGAGAGCACCCGAGAUACUCCCCGGUGUUCUAUGCUCAGAAGCGCUUCUCCGUGAUUUUGGCAAUCGCACGCAUAGUUUUGUGGAUGCCAAUGAUGACGCAAAUUGUAGUGAGUCACAUAGUUCAUGUUCGGAGCACUUCCAUGGAGACACUGAGUUUCUUCCUAACCUUGCUGUCGGCUGCAGUUACGCCCAUGUUUGUGCUCUCCGAGCGCUGGAUCCAUCUCCCUUGUGGCUGUUUCAUCAAUUGUCGCUCCGGUGCGGCCAAAGAACCAUCUGUAAACAAACGGAGGUUUGAUUUCAACAUGUCCUUCCAGAGCGGCUAUGGCUUUUAUAAAAUUUCGCACACGAAGUCGCCGUCGAUAGAAAAACCUUCCUACAGCAAUUUCUUCAACUGCAAUCUGACUGAAAGUAGAGUCGCAGUGCUGGACAGCGGUCAGAUAAAAACUCUAGCGAACAACGAGUUCAGAACCACCGCCAACGAGGACAGCUCCCUGCGCAGAGAAGUGUUGUUAGACACGACGCUCAGCCAUGAGGAAGGGCUGGCGAGCCAAAGCCAUAACUCCGACAACAAAGGCCUGUGUCUGGGCUCUCCGCCUCCAUCACUGAGUGGAGAGGUUGAUGUGAAUCUUGACUCUUCCUCCGUUUUCGACGGGCCUGAGAGGAGACUAUCACACGAGGAGUGCCGUAAAAUUGAACUUACUGACUGGGAAUGGUGCAGAAGCAAGUCGGAGAGAACACCCAGACAGCGGUCCACUGGAGGCUUGUCCAUCCCGCUUUGUGCCUUCCAGGGUACUGUCUCCCUCCAGGCCCCCACAGGCAAGACCCUCUCUCUCUCCACCUAUGAGGUCAGCAGCGAUGGCCUUAAGAUCUCCCCCACCACCAAGAAGGUGGAGGUGUACCGCUCCAAGUCUGUGGGCCAUGAGCCCAGUGCGGACGAGCCCCACUCCAACAGCUCUGGGAGCGGCGGUGGUGAAGGGGUAGGCGGCGUCAGCCUCAUCACCGGCAUAGGUGACACCAACGUGAAGAUCCAUCUGGAGGUGCUGGAGAUCUGCGACAACGAGGAGGCCAUGGACAGCGUGUCCAUCAUCUCCAACAUCAGCCAGUCGUCCACGCACGCCCGCUCGCCCUCACUGCGCUACUCGCGCCGGGAGAACCGCUUCGUGUCGUGCGACCUGGGCGAGACAGCGUCCUAUUCGCUGCUCAUCCCCGCCAUCAACCCAGACGCGGACCACAUCAACAUCCACAUCCCAGACACAGUGGAGGCCCACAGGCAGAACAGCAUGCGACAGACGCAGGAGAGUGGCGGCUAUCGCGAGGAAAUCCAGCUGCUUAACAACGUUUACAGGAAGCCCAGCAGCCAGAGGAACUGAGAGCCUGGUGAUAGGCCUAGAGAAGGAACACCAGUUAAGGACAAUGGGAGGAGUGAUGCCUUGAAGGGAGUCUUUGAGGGCAACAGAGAAGGUGGGGGAAUAAAGAUGAGAUUCAUCAUAGUGUUUUAUUCAUGGGAUAUCAUGGGAUGCAGACAAGUAAAACAUACAAUAUAGUGUUAAGCUAAAGCACUUGGAGAAUUGCCAUUUGCCAUCAAGGGACCAUUAAAGCCCUUACUGGCUAGUUAGAAUAUAGGUUUAUGUACCUUUGAACUUGAGGCUCAGUGUCGUUGGAAAAUUAGUCGAUUCAGAGCCAUAGGGCCAUGGAUGCAUACAAAAUGAUUUCAGACAUUUAUACGCUAAGAGUCUGCAUAGUUUUCAUGGGUAGGAGUAUGGAGGUUGACAUGAUCACUUCUGAUCUAUAAAUGGAACUAAAUGAGAGAUAGAAAUUAUGAGUCAUCAGGGGAGCCUCUGUAAAAGGGGGAAAUGAUUAUAUAGUGUCUGAGGAGGAGUGCAAGGAGAUGGAAAAUUGGUUUGUGUGCAUGCACAGGCCCACACUAUAUGGCAGUUUGAAUCACCAAAGUGCAACGCAGGCAUCAACUGGACACAAGGAGAUUCUACUGAUUGGCACAAUCACUCAGCAUGGUUCUGAUUCCAGGCAAAGGAAGGCAAAUUAAUCCUCAAAAAUAGCUUUCUAUUGUUCAUUUGUGUUUGUGUUCCUUUGUGUCUCUUGUCACUUCUUCAUUCCUUUCAUGUAUGCACAUACUGUACAUGUAUGUGUGUGUGUGUGUAUGUGUGUGUGUGUGUGUUCCCGUUCUCUCAGCAUCAUUUUGAUGUUUUAAGCAUACCGCACAGUAUAAACUUUUCAACACUUGUCUGUGUAUGCUAACGUGUAAGUACACGUAGUAGUUUGUGUGUGUGCUUGUGUCCGAGUCUGAAUGUGUUGUGUAUGUGCGCUGUUGUUUUUGUCAGUUAGGAAAUACACAAAGGAUCUGCGACAGCACCACGGCCUCUCUCAGCCUCUGUAAAUGCUUGGUCCAUGGAGUUAGUCAGCGACUGGGGAGAAUUCCUCUGCCUUAUUGCCAUUCCAUAAAUACAAUUAGUCGGAGUGACAGUGUGCAUAUUUUAACUCCUGAUGAGGGCACAGAUGAAUGUUGAUUUUAUAGCCACUUAGGGGUCCUUUUCCAUUGGUUUUCACCUCACUACAUUUGCAAUGUGGAAUGUGAGCUAGGCAAAUCAGUUACAUUUAAUAAAUGCAUAAAUUUAGCUCUGUAAUGGAAUGUUUGUAGAUGGUAUGACACAGCUUUAAAAAUAAUGGAAACAAUGCUAAAAUGAAUGGUAUAUUUGAGAUGAGAUUCUAUUUAGAAAAGCUUUUCUAAGCACACAUAUAUAGGCAUGCACACACAUGCACAUACAUAUGUAGACCUGUACAAAAAUAAUACACACACAUAAACACAGACAGACAUUGCACAGGCAGUUACAGACAGGGUACUGAAUUCAAAUUUGGCGUGCACUACCUCCCAGUUAUUUUUAAGAAAACAAAUAUGAAUACAUGUACAAUCUAUUUUAAUGUUCAUAUAUUAUAGGACUAUGUUUUCUGGGUGACAAAGGAAAAAAAUGAGAGGCAUAGAGUCAAAUUAUUACGUCUUUAUGCAGCAAAAUAGCUGUAAGACAAGUUGUGACAUGUUUAUCCUUCAUUUGAAUGUAUUCAUUAAAGAUUUAUUUACAGAGAAUGGCUUCUGUGGUGUUCCUGCAAUACAUGCACAAAUACAAAGGAGAACAGUGGGAAGGGCCUGCACAUAGUUGAAGGCUUAGCUUAGUACACAAGUAGAGUGCAAUCAGCAUUUUGAUAUUUUUAGUCUUUUUGCACUUGUAAAGCAUUCAGCUGGAAGUUGGCCUUCAUCGUUGCUCAGGCCAUAAGAGAAGUGCAGACAGUAAUCAGUGAGUGCAUGCGCAUCAGUGUAUCCUGAAUGGCCCCGGAGUUCACAUCAGGAGAAUCUCAA